Messenger RNA from Pristis pectinata (smalltooth sawfish), 4226 nucleotides. RefSeq names its product fibroblast growth factor 14 (gene fgf14). Gene Ontology annotation, biological process: positive regulation of gene expression; cell differentiation; positive regulation of protein phosphorylation. Lineage: Eukaryota; Metazoa; Chordata; Chondrichthyes; Rhinopristiformes; Pristidae. The record is from RefSeq and is a predicted model, not a curated record. Gene Ontology annotation, cellular component: cytoplasm. Gene Ontology annotation, molecular function: growth factor activity; fibroblast growth factor receptor binding. The coding region runs from base 524 to 1159 and encodes 211 amino acids. The transcript has 6 exons.
UACCCCAGGACAGUGAGCAUCCCGCUGCCACGGCGCGAGUGGAACUGCCGACCGUGCAAAGCAAAGAGUUUUGUUGAUUGAUUGACAGCAGAGUGAGUACCGGGACCCAGUCCACUGCGCCGUUCACGGGCGCGCGCCGUGAACGCGCAUCCGCCGCGCGCUCGGGCGCAGUCCCGCGCCCCUGGAGCGCGCGUGCCUGGGGUUUAACAUUUCAGAAAGUCCAAUAAAGGAUAGAGCGGGGAGGGAGCCGGUUCACUGUGGGUCGCCCCACGGGCCAGCGGGAGCUGGGGCGGGGUCCGGGGGUCCGGGGGUGGGGUGGGGGAGGCUAGGCGGGCCGCCGCUUCCAUCGCCUGGGCUCCGUCCCCUGCAACAACUUUGGAGUGUCCAUCCUGCCCUCAUCACUCCGGACAUCCUCCCGGACAGUUCCACCAGCUCGGGGCUCCAUGCGCACCUGGGAGCCGCUUCGGCCCGGCAGCGGCGGGCCAGCCCAGCGCUCUCUCCGGAGGAUAUCGCGCCUCUCCGGAUGCUGAUCGACCGGUGCCCCCAAGGAACGCAUAUGCUGCAGUGUCUUUGUGGAAAGAGUUUCAAGAGAAGCAAGAGUCCGGUUGAUUCCCAGCUCAAGGGUAUAGUGACCAGGUUAUAUUGCAGGCAAGGCUUCUACCUGCAGAUGAACGCAGAUGGAGCUGUCGACGGAACAAAGGAUGACAGCACUAAUUCCACAUUGUUCAACCUCGUGCCAGUGGGACUUCGAGUCGUUGCUAUUCAGGGUGUGAAGACAGGGCUGUACGUGGCUAUGAAUGGGGAAGGAUAUCUUUACACAUCUGAACUUUUUACACCCGAAUGCAAGUUCAAGGAGUCAGUCUACGAGAAUUAUUAUGUGAUCUACUCGUCAAUGUUGUAUCGGCAGCAGGAAUCCGGCAGGGCUUGGUACCUGGGCUUCAACAAAGAUGGACAAAUCAUGAAAGGAAACCGUGUGAAGAAAACAAAACCUGCUUCUCAUUUUCUGCCCAAACCACUGGAAGUCGCCAUGUACCGCGAGCCAUCCCUGCACGACAUCGGUGAGACAGUCCUGAAGAACACAACGACUCCGAGUAAAAGCACAUGUACUUCUGCUGUAAUGAAUGGGGGCAAACAAGUUAAAAAAAACAAAUCGACAUAGCCCGCCAGGUCUCAGAGAGGACGCAUUCGUGAACCACUGCUCUGUUGGGCAAUUUAUCCCUGGCAGACUGUUGCCUUCCAAUGUCCGUGAGCAGGAACAGCCAGCGACCUCUUGCUCAUUGCAGUCUUUGACUAUCUCAUUGCAAGUGGAUAAAUCCCAAUGCGUAGCUCCUCCUGCAACAAGAAACCUGGAUAACUCAGACCAUGGAUGUCCUUCCCAGACACUGGAUGAAUGCCUUGUACCUGUUUCCUGUUAACUGUGACACUCCAUGAGAAUGAUUUAUCUCACACCCACUCUCGGUGCAUUGCCUGCUGACCACACCAAUGGAGUCCAAUUCUGGCGGAGGCUUGCUCGCUGUGUGAGAGCUGUCGGCAGCUGGAUCUUAGACCAUUGCUGUAAAUCUCUGCUUGUUCAGGAACAAGCCCCUCUCUCUCUUUCUCUCUCUCUCUCUCUCUCUCUCGCUCUCUCUCGCUCUCUCUCUCUCUCUCUCUCUCUCUCGUUUUUUUACACCUAGCUGCUCUGUCUUUUAUUCUUGCAGAGACCUGCUGUGUGGGUUUACUUUUUCCGCUAUAGAAGAGCGGGGGGUGGGGAAUUGAAAGAGCGCUGAGGUGUUUGUGUUGGAACUGCUAGCUAAUCACUGGGACCACGGGAAUCUUGGGGAGUAUUACUGCCAAGUCAGGGCUGGUGUGCCAGCCGGUGAAUGAGAAGCUUGCACACUGGCUAAUUGAUUGUCCUUCAGCUGCACAGGUUGAUCGCAGGUAGCAGGAGGGAGUGUGGGUGGUGCCAGUCUGCCCCACCACCUGCUCCUUGGGAUCCACCCCUACAUGGCGGUGCUGACGCUUGCCUUGACCCAUGAGCGGCGCCCCACAGUGAGAUCUGGGGCUCAAGCACCCACCCAGCAACCCCAUGCCAAAUGUUGAGGGCACCCUCUCUGAGCCCAGGAUGUUUUGCCCCUGAGGCCAAAGUUCCCUUGAAGCUAGUGCUGAGGGGUGAGGAGGUCAAACUGCGAGCUCUGGCCACGUUGGGAAGCGUGACCCAAGGCUGCCAGUGUGGUUCUGGGCUGCCUACUCUGGCAGCGGCACAGCAUAGACCUUGCUGCUCCCCUUGGGAAGGGGAGAAAGGACUUGAGCUGUUGUGGGGAAAAUGUACAAGAGAGUUCUUUAUUUCUUUAAGCUCAGUGAGUGGUGCUGCUCACUGUACCUGGUGAGUCCUGUGCAACUCCAGGCAGCAGCCAGUCCUUCCGAGGUGCUGAGCACGAGGUGGUUGUCUUGACCCAAACACGUACCAACCAAGAGUCCCAGUGGAAGAGGAGGUGGUCGCUACGGUUCAUUCAAUCCUCAAUUAAUUCAUUUGUCCAAACAAUUCAGUUAUUUUUACCAUCACAAAACCAUCAGAAAGCUGGAUUUUAUUUGAAUAUGUGUAAUGCUCCAUGUUCCUCUUCCAAAUUCUCUCGUAGAGAAGCGAAAAUUAACUGAUUAAAAAGACCCAAAACUGUUCUGUCUACAUUACUCUGGUUAGCUAGAUUACUGCAAUUAUGUUAAAAGUGCAGGACAUACCAAAAUAAAGACUUAUUUAUUUUAACUCUGGUAGUAAUUUUAACAUGCAUUAGAUUUGUUUGUUAAUUAUUUGUUCUACCCCAAUUCUAUCAAGUGCUAAGUGCUUUAUUCUGAUGAAAAAGUAGCAAAGUUCUUAAUUACCUCAAAGGGUUAGCAAGCUGGGUAAAAUGGCAAAAAAAAUCAUUAAUCCAGGAAAGGCUGUCCUUACAAAGUGAAAUCUUUGGGAAUACAACACACCUUGACAAUAUCAUCCAAAUGAAAUCAUAACUGUCCCAUACAGCAAACCUGAAGCUUCAAUAGUUGAAUCAAAAUUACUUUUGAACAUGUUUACGACCAGCACUGCCUCAGAACAAAAAUUAGAGUCGUGAAAUUCAUGGCCCAGUAGAUGCCACUUAUUAUUAAUGUAACAAGAUUCAACAGUGGAAAUCACAAAAGAUGUGUUUUGGUUGGGGAAAGAAAACAGACCAAGUGUGAAUAUACUGAGCUCAGUUGAAAAUUGGAAACUAAUGGGUGUGCUGCACUGUGAGUUUUCAUUAUAUCAGAGAGGUAACGGUUCAUUUAGGGUCCAGAAAACUGACAAAUAGGACUUUAUAAAUGUGAUCUCUGGAAGGCAAGCAUUGUGCAAAUUGAAGCCAUUCUGUCGGCUCUUUUGUCCACUUAAUGUUGAGCCCAGGUACUGCAACUACUCCACUCCCUUGUUGUGUUUACUGUAGUAUAGAUGGUUCAAGUGUUGCCACAUUACAAGGACUUGUUUGUCAAGCUGCAGGUUUCGUAGUUCUUACAAGCUUGAAAACUAUUUAGUAAUUUAGUAAGUCUAAUAUUUCUGAUUUAUUUUAAAAAAAACUCUAAUUUCUGCAGAUUGGAAAUGCCGCAAUGCUGCUGCUAGGCUGCUAAUGUAUGACACCUGAUAACUUUUAGCAAUUUCUAUCUCAUCGUUUGUUCCAAUGAAGGACACUAGAUUUGUGUUAUUUCCUCUUUUUUAAAAAACAAUGUAGAAAAAAAGGUUUAAGCACAUCGGCCGCCAUCGGGGUCUCCGUACUGAACAAAUUAAAUGCCGUGGAUAGUAAAACCCAUGUGUGAGUGCAGGUGAUGAUAAACUGAAGAAAGGCAAGCAUUCCUGAAAACAACAGACAGCACGCAGAUUUCGACAGUGGACCCUACAGUAUGACCCUUGCAAACCAGUUGACUGGUUAAACCUAGGCUGAAUUUAUUUUUGUAAAUGACAAUGAGCAUAUAAUUGUUAACCCCUUCUGUGUUUCUUUUAUUCUUUAGUUGUUUUAUGAGUUGUUCGUGCGAGUGUUUAUUCCAAAUGAAUGGUUGUCCUUGACAAGCUAAUUCUUAUCACGUUUUAAGAAACAAUGGAGCAGAGGGAUAGUUUAUUCUUUCUACCUUUGUUACUAUUUUGUCUCUUGUCUCAUAUGUUGCAUGGGAUGAGGGUGACAAUGAUCAAACUGAACUGCAUGUAGUAGGUUGUAUGUGUCAAGAACUGUUGGUAUGUAUUACUAAAUUUA